Anopheles cruzii is the source of this 802-nucleotide messenger RNA. RefSeq lists its product as uncharacterized. The record is from RefSeq and is a predicted model, not a curated record. NCBI's taxonomy places the organism in Eukaryota, Metazoa, Arthropoda, Insecta, Diptera, Culicidae. The transcript has 2 exons. The coding region runs from base 1 to 774 and encodes 257 amino acids.
AUGCCGACACCGUGCGACAGUUUUCCCCAUUCUAACUCCAAACUGUACUCGACAUCAGCCAUGAACAAAAAAUAUUCCCGAUUUCGGCCAGUGUUGGUUAUUUUUAUGUUCAGUGUCCAACUGGUGUUCGCCAUCGCGAUCGUAGCGGUCGGCCUAGCUGGCUCUAUCCUGGACUGGCCAUCAUCGAACGGUGAUACAUCGGGGCCGUAUUUUUACGUCAUUUAUCUGCGGGUCGUAUACUGGCUGCUUGCAUACGUGAUCCAUGCCCGCAGCAAACACGAGUUCGGCAGGCUGGUGGAGGCAGACUUUGAUCGAUACCGUACCUUCAGCGUUUACCGUAAAGCCCCACUGCAAAUCGUCACCGUUUGGAACGUGAUCCUGUUGACGGUACAGAACCAGGUUCGGUUGUUGUUUCCGUACGAUCAGCUUCCAAAGCGAUCGGAAGACACCAACGCUUCCCACAAAUCAGAGGGAAUCCAGCUUAAUCCAGCGAUCACACCGCAAGUGUUUGUGACCGUCGUAUGUGCCUUGGAGCUGCUCGUGCUACUGUGCUUCUAUGUGCCGCUAGUGCGGACACUGAUCGAAGUCAGGAACACCGAUGGGCAGGACAAGGACACGGAUCUGCGGUACCGUCGCAUGACGGAUACGGAACUUUCGGAGCAACCGAUUGAUUGGCAGCUAGACCGGCACGCUGAACUCAUCAAGCAGCUUCGAAAUGAGCAAGAACAGUUGCAACGGGAAGCAAAAUUGUACGGUGUCGAUGGUUCCUGUUAGCUGUGCCGCGAUUGCUCAUCAGUGUUUA